CUCAGUUACGCAUGUGUUGCGAUAACUCGCACUGUAUAUAAGCUGUUCCUGAAAAACAAACACAUUUUUAAAGAAAUACGCAAAUAAUUUUAUACAACGUGUCGUCCAUAUUGUUAUAUAACACUGAUAUCAACAUGGAUUACGAUUUUUCUAACAAAGUGGUCCUAAUAACAGGUGCAAGUGCUGGUAUAGGCGAGUCCACUGCCCUCCUGUUCGCUAAACUUGGCGCGAAGCUGUCGCUGGUGGGAAGAAAUGAAGCCAACUUGCGAGCAGUCGCCGCCGAGUGUGAGAAGAAGAAGGGCGUGAAACCACUGGCGAUCGUCGCGGACCUGGGGACUGAUGAAGGGAUCCAGAAGACUGCCAAGGAGACCCUUGAGCAUUUUAAGAGGUUGGAUGUCUUGGUGAACAAUGCUGCCGUGGGUGCCCGCACCACUAUCCUGCACGAGACUGACAUGAAGAUCUUCGACGACGUGUUCAGGAUCAACGUGCGCGGCGUAUACCUGCUCACCAAGCUGCUGGCGCCAGCACUCAUCGAAACCAAGGGAAAUAUCAUCAAUGUCUCCAGCGUAUCAGCUACUAUGGUAGCAUUGGGCUCCUUGCCGUACGGAAUGGCAAAGGCGGCUCUGGACCACUUCACUCGCCUAGUGUCUCUCGAGUUGGCUCCAAAGGGCGUCCGAGUCAACGCAGUCAGUCCAGGAAUGACUGUUUCAAGCUUCGUGAAGCGUUUAACAGGCUCCACUGACGAGGAGUAUCAAGCGUGGUUGGCAGCUACCAGUAAACAUAUUCCCAUGGGAGAGCCAUGCGUCGGAGACGACAUCGCCAAGAUGAUCGUGCACGUUGCUAGCGAGCAUAGCAGGCUGGUCACAGGGACGAUAGUGGAGGUGGACGGGGGAAUGAGGUUCGGCAACUUUUCGAAUGCGUUUAGUUCGCAAGCUAAGUGAAUUUUGAGAAGCGUCUGAACAGAUCCUGUAUUAUCCAAUAUGUUAUGUUUGUUGUAGUUACCCAAUGUAUCUACCUAUUAAAUAACUCGUUAGACCUGA
Spodoptera litura is the source of this 1040-nucleotide messenger RNA. RefSeq lists its product as uncharacterized. Gene Ontology annotation, molecular function: oxidoreductase activity. NCBI's taxonomy places the organism in Eukaryota, Metazoa, Arthropoda, Insecta, Lepidoptera, Noctuidae. The record is from RefSeq and is a predicted model, not a curated record.